Molecule: messenger RNA, 482 nt
Organism: Pseudopodoces humilis (Tibetan ground-tit)
Lineage: Eukaryota; Metazoa; Chordata; Aves; Passeriformes; Paridae
Product: avidin-like
Molecular function (GO): biotin binding
Source: RefSeq, a predicted model, not a curated record
AUGGUGCAAGCAACUCCCUUCCCCCUCGUGCUCUUCCUGGCCCUGGGGGCUCAUGGCCUCUCUGUGAAAAAGUGCUCCCUGACUGGGACUUGGGAGAAUGACCUGGGCUCCAACAUGACCAUCAUGAUGGUGAAUGCAAAUGGUGACUUUGCUGGCAUAUACUACACAGCUGUGUCAGCCACCACAAAAAAGAUUGAGCUGUCACCAUUGCUGGGGUCCCAGCACCAGCCAUAUCUGCUGAAGCAGCCCACCUUUGGCUUCACUGUCCAUUGGACUUUCUCAGACUCCGUCACGGUUUUCACGGGCCAGUGCUUUGUGGAUGAGGAUGGAAAGGAGGUGUUGAAGACCAUGUGGCUGCUGAGGUCACACGCGGACAAACGCAGAGACGACUGGAAAGCCACCUUGGUCGGCUACAAUGAAUUCAAGCGCCUGGAAAAGCACAUGGAGCCGGGGUGGUAGCACUGGAGUUCCCAGAGAGGAGG